GCGCAGUGAGGCCGGGUCACACUUGGGUGCAGCUCCGCUAGAGAAGGAAGCAGAGUUUCCGGCUGUUUGCAGCGGAGCAGGAGGAUUGCUGACGCCGCGAAACCCCGAGAAAAACGCCACCGGCUCGGGGGGCUAGUAGUUUCAAGCUUCGGUUGUGACUCUUUUUUUCUUACCAGGGGACCUGGGGGCAGAUACAUUUUCUACGGAACAGGGGGGACCUGAGCAACAAGCCAAGCGAAGAAGCUGCACAAGGCGGAGGUUAGCUACCAGCUACCGGCAUGGCUAGGGACUACGAUUACCUCUUCAAGCUGCUCAUCAUCGGUGACAGCGGAGUGGGAAAGAGCAGUCUCCUUUUGCGCUUCGCAGACAACACAUUUUCAGGUAGCUACAUCACCACGAUAGGUGUGGACUUCAAGAUCCGGACGGUGGAGAUAAACGGCGAGAAGGUGAAGCUGCAGAUCUGGGACACGGCGGGCCAGGAACGCUUUCGCACCAUCACCUCCACAUAUUACAGAGGAACGCACGGGGUCAUAGUGGUCUACGACGUCACGAGCGCCGAGUCCUUCGUCAACGUCAAACGAUGGUUGCAUGAAAUCAACCAGAACUGUGACGAUGUUUGCCGAAUAUUAGUGGGAAACAAGAACGACGACCCCAGCUCAAAGGUGGUCGAGACGACCGACGCGCAGAAGUUUGCGGAACAGAUGGGAAUCAGCCUGUUUGAGACGAGCGCGAAAGAAAAUAUCAACGUUGAAGAGAUGUUCAACUGCAUCACAGAGCUGGUGCUAAAAGCCAAGAAGGAGGUUCUAGCCAAGCAGCAGCAGCAGCAACAGAACGACGUGGUCAAACUCACCCGGAACAGUAAACGGAAGAAAAAGUGCUGCUAGCGAAAGCGAGCGGUGAACGGCUGGAGGCAUCUCCUCUCCACACACUCACACACCACACCAUGGGACUCAGAGCAUCUAAAUUAAAGAGCAGAUAAAGAUUUAAUGAAUAUACAGUAAAAAAAAAGAAAUAAAAAUAAAAUAAAUGGAAAUAUUGUCCCCUUUGGACAAACUAAUCAUGAAGACUUUAAAAAACAGAAAAGGAAAAAAAAAAAAAAAGAAUUUGUACAGAUUUUUAUGAAACGUCAGAUCAGGUUUUAUUUGGAAGGCAUCAGAUAAGCACUGUUUGACCUGAGCUGCUCGUUUUCGGUGAAGAAUCUGAAGCCGACGUCUGACGGACACAGAGCUCAUAUUUCCGUCUGCGUACUCCGCCCCCCGUCUUACCCUCCUAUCAGUAUCUCAUCUCUCCUUCCCGUUCCGCCGCACACAGGACGCUCCGGGCUGAGGCCGGCUCCGCACCUGAGGGGGGGAGGACUCGUUUCCUUUAGACUUUUCCAUUUAAUUAGUUUUUUUUUCUUCCCCGUGGGCGGAGCGAGGACUUUGCUCAUGGCUGCGAAAGAAAGAACUCCUCAUGUGUUUAAAAGUGCGUACAUUUCAUCCACCCGCAUGGCCAACAGAUCAUGAACUUCUCAGUUUCGUUGUCGGGGGAAACGAGCCCAACGAUGAAGUCGAUUAGCACGUUUAGCAGUUAACCUAAAGGACUGAACUGGUGUUUUCUCAUGUUUUUUUCUCUCUCUGUAUUUUGCCAAGCUUCCCCUUCCUUAAUCACCUAACUUCCAGUAGCGCUGAGCCAAUGUUAACUGAUCUCAUGUUUUCCGUUCUUCCUCUUCUUCUUCUUCUUUGUUGCUGCCGCCAGCCUUGUGUUCCCUCAUCACCCACAUAUCAGCACCUCGCGGCAACUAACUCAUCGUCUGCAAGAAGAAACCCGCCAUCGCUGUGUCCUCUCCUCCAGACCGGAAUGGGGUUCCUCUUGCUUUCUUUCUGUUCUGUUUUAAUUUAAUUUUGUUUUUUUUAUUAUUUUUUUGGACAUGUAACUCUUUGUUUUGCAGAUGUUUUAUUUUUUUUGGUAAAAGCUAACGAGAACUGACUGUGUUCUCGCCAUCAACAGUGAUUAAUGUCAUGUUUUGAUCUCCAUCACCAGCCCUCCCCCUCCCUCCUUCUCAACCUGUUCGAGUGUUAGCAGUCAGUUUUCGGUGUCCAUGGCGACAACAUGGCAGAACGAGUGGCAGCACUGGAUCCCCUGCGUCUGGACCUGACUCAUGUUUUCCCAUCAGCAUCUAUUACUGACAUUUAUUGUUAUUGGUUUUUUGUUUUUGGUUUUUAAUUGGGAGAGCUUUACUGCAGAUGGAGGAGGAGGAAAUACUCUGAGCGGGUUCUGGUGGGUUCACGCCAACAGGUAUCAGAAAGCCCACACUUUGAUUUCUCUCUACCGUGUGUAUGUAGUGCACACAUGGUGUAUAGUGUAUAUAUACAAAUGUGUGUUUAUAUUCAAUAUAGAAGAUACACACAUGAUUGGCGCACCAAAUCGUGCAUGUGCUGCACAUGCCUCGUGUGCUGGGGUCAUGAAACAACACACUCGUCAGCUGUGGUUCGCUGUACACUGGAGAAAUAAAGAUGUACUAUUCAGUUUUCCCUACAUGAAUUAAAUCAGUAAUAAACGUUUUAAAGAAAUAAAUAUUUGACACAUAAUGA
Messenger RNA from Poecilia reticulata (guppy), 2573 nucleotides. RefSeq names its product RAB35, member RAS oncogene family b (gene rab35b). The record is from RefSeq and is a predicted model, not a curated record. NCBI's taxonomy places the organism in Eukaryota, Metazoa, Chordata, Actinopteri, Cyprinodontiformes, Poeciliidae. Gene Ontology annotation, molecular function: GTP binding; GTPase activity.